GCAGCGCGGCGGAGACAGCCCGCGGCGCGCCUGUGCCCGCAGGGCUUGGGGGUGGGCGCGGGGCCCGCAGCGCGCCCCCCCUGCCCGGGCCUGGAACACCCGAGUAGCGCCGCGGGCGCGAGCACUUAGGAAACACGAUCUUCCUCCGGGAACCGGGCGGGGGUGCGGGGGCACAGUCUCCCUUUACAAAUCUGCCACUGGGGCGCCCUCUACCACCGGGUUGUCCGGUCCUGAGGGAAAACUCCUAGGUGUGCCAGGCCCUCAAUUGGAGAGGCAACUGCUGUCCGGGGGCCCCCCAGAUGGCGCGGCGAGCCUCUCUCCGGCGCUCGGCCCGCGCCCCUCCCCGCUCCUCCCGAGUCCCGCCUUCUGCUCCGCCCGGGCGCCCCGAGGGCAAACGGGGGGGGGGGGGCGGACGGAAUUUCCCAGCGCGGGGGCUCCGGCUUCCCCGCAACCCGGCAGUCUCUUUCUGUUUACGGAGAGAAAGGGGAAAUGGAAAAGGCGGGGAGGCGGCGGCUGGCGUCUGCUGCGCCGCCCCUCGGCCGGCUCAGACGCCGUGAGUCAGGGGCCGACGAGGGCGGCCCGGCCUGGGGCUCACUCGUCCGCUCCGCUCUGGACGACGCGCCACGCUCCGGGGCCGGUCGCCCUGGCUCCAGCUUCUACUGCCGUCGGACCUCGGUGCCACGGCGCGCCCGGCUCCGGAGGACCGGCCACCUGCUGCGCACCGAGGCGUCGGGAGGCCGCGGCUGGAGCGCUCGGCCCACGGGGGCGCGCGGAGGCCGCAGCGCACCAGCACUUCGGGUGUGGGCAAUGCGUGGGGAAGCAGGGACCCGCUGUCACCGCGCCUCCCGCUGCGUACGCCGCCUGGACGGCUGCCCUCUCCCUGCCGAGCCCCGAUUCUCUACAAAGCACAACAGUAAUGGAGUACAUGAGCACUGGCAGUGACAACAAAGAAGAACUCGAUUCAUUAAUUCAACAUUUGAAUGUGUCUGAUAUAAUAGACAUUAUGGAAAAUCUUUACCCAAGUGAAGAGCCACCAGUUUAUGAACCCAGUCUAAUGACCAUGUGUCAAGAUAGUAAUCAAAAUGAGGAGCGCUCAGAGUCUCUGCUACUCAGUGGCCAAGAGGUGCCUUCGUUGUCGUCGGUCAGACGUGGAACCGUGGAGGAGCUGCUUGCUUUUGCAAACCAUAUAUCGAAUACUGCAAAGCGUUUUUAUGGACACCGACCACAAGAAUCUGGAAUUUUAUUAAAUAUGGUGAUCACUCCCCAAAAUGGACGCUAUCAAAUAGACUCAGAUGUUCUCCUCAUCCCCUGGAAGCUGACGUACAGGAAUAUUGGCUCUGAUUUCAUUCCUCGGGGGGCCUUUGGAAAAGUGUACUUAGCACAAGAUAUAAAGACUAAGAAAAGGAUGGCGUGUAAAUUGAUCCCCGUCGAUCAGUUUAAGCCAUCCGACGUGGAAAUCCAGGCUUGCUUCCGGCACGAGAACAUCGCUGAGUUAUAUGGCGUAGUCCUGUGGGGUGAAACGGUGCACCUCUUUAUGGAAGCAGGCGAGGGAGGCUCUGUUCUGGAGAAACUGGAGAGCUGUGGACCGAUGAGAGAGUUCGAAAUUAUUUGGGUGACAAAGCAUGUUCUCAAGGGACUUGACUUUCUACACUCGAACAAAGUGAUUCACCACGAUAUUAAACCUAGCAACAUUGUGUUCAUGUCCACAAAAGCUGUUUUGGUGGAUUUUGGCCUAAGUGUUCAGAUGACUGAAGAUGUUUAUUUUCCUAAGGACCUCCGCGGAACAGAGAUUUACAUGAGCCCAGAGGUGAUCCUGUGCAGGGGCCAUUCAACCAAAGCAGACAUCUACAGCCUGGGGGCCACGCUCAUCCACAUGCAGACGGGCACCCCACCCUGGGUGAAGCGCUACCCUCGCUCAGCCUAUCCUUCCUAUCUGUACAUAAUCCACAAGCAGGCGCCUCCGUUAGAAGAUAUCGCAGCUGACUGCAGUCCCAGCAUGCGAGAGCUGAUGGAGGCCGCCUUGGAGAGGAACCCCAAUCACCGCCCCAGGGCAGCGGACCUGCUGAAGCAUGACGCCCUGAACCCCCCCAGAGAGGACCAGCCGCGCUGUCAGAGCCUGGACUCGGCCCUCUUUGAGAGGAAGAGGCUGCUGAGCAGGAAGGAGCUGGAGCUUCCUGAGAACAUUGCCGAUUCUUCAUGCACAGCAAGCACCGAAGAAUCCGAGAUGCUGAAGAGACAACGUUCUCUCUACAUAGACCUUGGAGCCCUGGCUGGCUAUUUCAACCUUGUUCGGGGCCCACCAACAUUAGAAUAUGGCUGAUUAAUGACACCGUUUGCUCUAAAUUAAGACUCAGCAUUUAUCUCUUGGAAGCUGGUUCUCCUGACUCUGCACAGGGCCUCCGAAUAGUGAAUUGUGUCAUUUAUGAGCCAGCGGUAUGGGCUUCCACGACUCAUGAAUGUGACUCCACGUGGCUCCUGUGGGUUUGAUUUGUCAAGCUGCCCUGCUACCUGCCAACUCUGAAGGUUCUCAUUUCUCAGGUGGUGUGACUCACAGGAAGGAAGCUGAGCGUUCAGAGAAGAAUCGUUUCUGGUGACUGAUUCCAUUCACUGUGCACUUUGCUCAAAAUUUUGAAAAUACCAAUUGCGAGGAUAAUAGCCUCAAAUUACUAUUCUUGGUUCUAAUUUAAGUAUGGGAAUUGCAUUUAACUCAGAAUAGUUGUUUUAUGUAUAUUGGUGUAUAUUAUAUGAUAACUCUUUGAGCCUUUGUUGGGAAAGUCUAGUAGAAAUGAAAGUCAUUAUACUUUGGGUGAAUAGAACAACUUGAAUAUUGUAGCAAUAACCUGAACUAGCGUCUUAAAAAUGGCUGAUUAACUGGGAGCCGUCUGGCAGCAGGCCCCUAGUGACAGGUUCUGUUAUGUUCCUAUGGAAAUAUUUUGUACUGUACAUGCUAUGCUUAAAACAUUUAAAACAUGAUGUUUUGAAUGUGGAUAAAACUGUGUAAACCACAUAAUUUCUGUACAUCCCAAAGGAUGAGAAUGUGACCUUUAAGACAAAUAGAAACGUUUGUAAAUUUUUAAAGAUGCUACUUUUAUAAUUCUUAAGACUCUAUUUUCUUUUAAGCAUUUGUAUAUUAAAAUAGCAUACUGUGUAUGUUUUAUAUCAAAUGCCUUCAUGAAUCUUUCUUAUAUAAAUAUAUUUUUAACAUUGUAAAGUAUGUGAGUAUUCCUACUUAGAGUAUUUUUUUACAUCAUGCAAAUGAAACCAACUCUUUUAUCCAAUGUGAUGGUU
Molecule: messenger RNA, 3288 nt
Organism: Equus quagga
Lineage: Eukaryota; Metazoa; Chordata; Mammalia; Perissodactyla; Equidae
Gene: MAP3K8
Product: mitogen-activated protein kinase kinase kinase 8
Exons: 9
Coding region: 917-2320 (467 amino acids)
Biological process (GO): protein phosphorylation
Molecular function (GO): protein kinase activity; ATP binding
Source: RefSeq, a predicted model, not a curated record